UAGCAACGAUUCAGUCAAACGCUAAAACAGCACUAAACAGCACUCACACAAUGUUUCGGGAUUUUUACGCGGAACAGAAGAUGACUGACCCCAGAGACAACUGGUACAAACCAAACCUGCUUUACAAUAUUCAUUACAGACCACAAAAGCCACCAACACCACCAAAGAUGAUGGUUGUCACAAAGGAGUUCAACCAAAGUGUGUGUACUUGUAGUGAACACAGCUGUGGCCCGCAAUAUAGAAUGGAAAGAGAAGUUGUUUGGUCAAAUAAAGAAAUGAAAACAGAGGAAGGCGAACGGAUAAAGCAAAAGAUUUUCGACCACAGAGAAGUCAUGCAAAAAACAAAAUACGACGACAAAAGUGAAGAAGACGACAACAUUGAUGAUGAUAGUGCUGAUAAUGAUCAGAACGAUGAAGUAUUGGAAUUCAACACAUCCUCUGAAAAGAAUGUAGAUAAUAUUAAAGGUAAGGUCAAUGGAAUGAAUGAUCAAAACGUUCGAACCAUUGGCGUUUUCCUUACGACCGGAAAGCAUUGUGAGGAUGGAUUUGAAGCAUAUAUUGAAACACAAAGAGAUCAUUUGCGUCAAAAACGUGACGAUACUGUUCAGGGAAUAUCAGAAUUAGAGCAACGGAAUAAUGUCCUUAUGUCAAAAAUGGUGGGACAAGAAAGAAAACAAAAUGACAGUGAUAAUAUGAGAGAGUUUGAGGAAGCCCGACAUGUAAUAAAUCAUGUAGAGAUAGGUAUACGGAACGAAUUAAAGAAUGAUGAGCAGAUGAAACAGGAAGAAAUUCAAAAGAAUGAUAUGUUACGAUGUGAGUUCAGUCAAAGUUCAUCAGACAACAGUCAAUAUGACGACAACACCGGUGCGGGCAGUAAUUCAAGUAGAGAGGAGAUAAACGAAAAGAAAUUCGGAAAGAACAUGAACGAUGCCGACAUUGAAGAGAACAGUCAUACCAGUUUGCUCAAGUUUGACGACCUUGCGAAGCCAGAAACAUCUGACAUUGAUAUUUCUGACGUAAAAGAACCUCCCAUUAACCAUAAUGGAAACAUUGAAGAAUAUGGUUCCGCUUUUGGUAUCAUGAGGGUAUACUGCGAAAGUGAGCUGCAUAUUUCAUGGGACAGAAAGAAUGAGUUCCACGGUCAUUGAAUAAGGGAGUGUCAUUCUGAAUUGUUGUUGUUUAUUAUUAUUAUUGCAUUAUCAAUACCUGGUUUAAUAAAAACAUGCAUAUUUUGUUAAGUAAGUAAAUAUGCAAUUUUGUUUACUGUUUAUUUUUUUUUUAUUUUCCCUGCAACCUUCUUCGAGGUCUGUCUAAUCCUAACAACGACAAAGAUGGGCCAGUUACAUGAAAAUCUUAGUCAGCAGCUUGAUAAUUAAAGACUCACAUUUUUGGCAUUUGUGUAUACGAUAGCAAUAAUUAUGUAAUCAAAGAAGACCAUGAAUAUAUCUAGCUUGAUAUAAUUUCAAAAACUUUUGG
This is a messenger RNA of Mercenaria mercenaria, 1476 nucleotides long. RefSeq names its product surface protein P113-like. The record is from RefSeq and is a predicted model, not a curated record. The transcript is spliced from 3 exons. The coding region runs from base 51 to 1148 and encodes 365 amino acids. Lineage: Eukaryota; Metazoa; Mollusca; Bivalvia; Venerida; Veneridae.